CCCGUUGGCUCUGCACUAGUUGCUGUGGCAGCGGGCGCGAUGUGGCAAGUCCUGGCAGCUGGCUCGCUCUUCUUCCCGGGGCUCUACCUCGUGGUUAAACGCUGUGCCCACUGGGCUCGGCCCGACUGGACAGAGGGGGAGUGCUCGCUCGUCAGUGCCAGGAUAGUUUCCUCCCUACAAGGAAUCCUUGCUGCUACAUCUGGGAUUAUCAUAAUUACAUCUUGCAAAGAUGUGAAAUUUGACAGACACUGGCUGGCAACAGGGUACAUCUGGUUCAUUAUUCCAUAUAUGGUGUAUGACACGUAUGCGAUGUACCUUCGGCACUGGUAUAAAUGUCAGGACAAAAGGAUCUUAAAUGGGAAAGAACAUUUCUCCAAAGCAAUGAACAGCCUCCUAAAGAAGGACUUCCUCAUGCUCGUCCAUCACACUGCAAUUCUAACUAUUAUUGUGCCUAUUGGUCUGUUUUUAAGAAGAGAUAUUGGUGAUUUCUUUGUUGGCUGUUUGUUUACAGCAGAACUGAGCACUCCAUUUGUAUCACUUGGUAAAGUUUUAAUACAGAUAAAUUGGCAAAAUUCCCUCCUGCAUAAAGUGAACGGUGCUCUUGUGCUGAUUACCUUUUUUAUCUGUCGCAUUCUUCUUUUUCCAUUCAUGUACAAUGCCUAUGGAAAACAGUAUGGGAUCCCAAUAUACAAAGUGCCUUUCAAUAUCCCUCUGCACUGCAAUGUCAUAAACGCCAGCAUGAUGGCCCCACAGAUAUACUGGUUCUGGCUCAUAUGUCGAAAAGCUUUAAGACUUUAUACCAGCCAUCCGCAGACAAAAGACAGAUAACACUGUUUGCAGGUGGCAGCAGAGACUGCCAUGGAUUCAUUCCAGAGAUAAACUGCCUUGGAUGUGACAAGGCCUCUCAGUGUGCCACCAGCCUCUCUUGCAAAGGAGGAAAUGUACAUGUUUGCCAACCAGUGUUUAAGCUUCCUAAACAACGAAGGGGAAGCAUUAACAACCACUUCAUGAAAGAUAACAAAACACACUGGAUAUGAAUAUAAGAGACGCUAGGGUCUUUUUUUUAUGUUUUUCAACUGACAGGCUAUUUAGUAAGGUGAGAAUUGCUGGGAAUUCAAAGUGAAUUCAAAACGUAAGGCCGAAAUAGCCAAACACAACACAUAAAUGAAAAAUUGUCCUAAAGAAUCUAUUUUGGCUUUUUUUUUUUUUUUUUUAUUCACUUUGAAUUUCUGGCAAUUCUCACUUAAGUGAAUAAACCCAAGAAUGAAAGUCAAACAUUAGGUCAAAAUUUGAAAAUUCUCAGUCAGCUAUAUUUUCUGUUCAGUUAUUUUAGCGUAACAUUUGAAAUGCACUCCAACCAUUCACACUGUUCGAUUUUGCUUUGAAUGGAACAGUGUUUGAAUGACAUAAAAUGAAACUAGUGCUAAAAUACAAUUCCUUCUGUGAGCAAAAGCACUUCUUAACAUUCGAAAAUACACUGCCUAGCCAAAAAAAAAAGUCGCCACCAAAGAAAAAGGUCACACACUCUAAUAUUUUGUUGGACUGCCUUUAACUUUGCUUACGGCAUGUAUUCGCUGUGGCAUUGUUUCGAUAAGCUUCUGCAAUGUCACAAGAUUUAUUUCCGUCCAGUGUUGCAUUUAUUUUUCACCGAGAUCUUGCAUUGAUCAUGGGAGAGUCGGACCACUGCACAAAGCCUUCUCCAGCAAAUCCCAAAGAUUCUCAAUCCGGUUAAGGUCUGGACUCUGGUGGCAAAUCCAUGUGUGAAAAUGAUGUCUCGCUCCCUGAACCACUCUUUCACAAUUUGAGCCCCAAUGAAUCCUGGCAUUGUCAACUUGGAAUACGCCCGUGCCAUCAGGGAAGAAAAAAAUCCAUUGAUGGAAUAACCUGGUCAUUCAGGUAGUCAGCUGACCUCGUUGUUUGGGCACAUAAUGUUGCUGAACCUAGACCUGACCAACUCCAGCAACCCCAGAUCAUAGCACUGCCCCCAAAGUAGGCAUUAAGCAUGAUGGGUGCAUCACUUCAUCUGCCUCUCUUCUUACCCUGAUGCGCCCAUCACUCUGGAACAGGGUAAAUCUGGACUCAUCAGACCACAUGACCUUCUCCAUUGCCCAUUGCUCCAGAGUCCAAUCUUCAUGCUCCCUAGCAAAUUGAAGCCUUUUUUUCUGAUUAGCCUCACUGAUUAGCGAUUUUCUUACACAGCUGUUCAGUCCCAAUCCCUUGCGUUCACUUCGCAUUGUGCGUGUGGAAAUGUUCUUACUUUCACUAUUAAACAUAGCCCUUAGUUAUACUGUUUUCCUAUGAUUUGAUUUCACCAAACGUUUAAGUGAUCGCCAAUCACGAUCAAUCAGGACUUUUUUCCGACCACAUUUUUUUCAUCAAAGAUGAUGGUUCCCCACUAUCCUUCCAGUUUUUAAUAAGGAGUUGGACAGUUCUUAACCCAAUUUUAGUAGUUUCUGCAAUCUCCUUAGAUGUUGUCUCUACUUGAUACAUGCCAAUGAUUGGACCCUUCUCAAACAGACUAACAUCUUUUCCACGACCACGGGAUGAGUCUUUCGACAUGGUUG
This is a messenger RNA of Pelobates fuscus (common spadefoot toad), 2564 nucleotides long. It is a transcript of the gene TLCD3A, whose product is annotated as TLC domain containing 3A. The record is from RefSeq and is a predicted model, not a curated record. Gene Ontology annotation, cellular component: membrane; endoplasmic reticulum. The coding region runs from base 40 to 828 and encodes 262 amino acids. Gene Ontology annotation, biological process: lipid homeostasis. NCBI's taxonomy places the organism in Eukaryota, Metazoa, Chordata, Amphibia, Anura, Pelobatidae. The transcript has 5 exons.